Molecule: messenger RNA, 2704 nt
Organism: Apodemus sylvaticus (European woodmouse)
Lineage: Eukaryota; Metazoa; Chordata; Mammalia; Rodentia; Muridae
Gene: Frrs1
Product: ferric chelate reductase 1
Exons: 17
Coding region: 222-2000 (592 amino acids)
Molecular function (GO): oxidoreductase activity, acting on metal ions
Source: RefSeq, a predicted model, not a curated record
AAGUGCUAGGUCUGGGAAGGGUGACUUCUAAAAGGGCUAGCCUCACCUUCAGUUCACCCAAAGGCUUCCUAAGAGUUCUCUGAAGAAUAUCCAGGAGCUAAACCGUUUGAAGCUCUGGGGGCGUCCAGAGGAGGAGGAAUUUGCCAGAACUUUUUAGAUGACCUUGCAAGAGAUACCUGGAGCUGAGACAGUGGUGACGUGUUCUCACUCCUCACUUGGAGAUGGCGGCUCCUCGGUUUUCCCUCUGUGUCCUCAUGGUUGCCUUGCUCACUUGCUCUGUGAUCGCUUAUCCCAAUGGAAAAGUACCAAUGUCCUGUGGUGGGAUGAUCCCCCAACACCGCCACAGCCCACAGUCUGAGCCUAUUCACCAAAUCACCGUGAGUCAGAUGACGUUCAAACCUGGAGACCAGAUCAAAGUUACUUUAUCAGGACCACCAUUUAGAGGCUUCCUUUUAGAAGCUCGUGAUGCUGAGGAUGUGAGUGGCCCUCCUAUUGGCUCCUUCACUCUGAUUGACAGUGAAGAGUCACAGCUUCUGACCUGUGAAGAUGUACAGGGACUAGCUGUGAGUCAUACAAGUUCAUCCAAGAAGACAGAAAUUAAAGUCUACUGGAAUGCGCCAAGCAGUGCCCCAGAUCACAUACGAUUUCUAGCUACAGUUGUUGAGAAAUAUAAAACCUACUGGGUGAAGAUUCCGAGUCCUGUAAUUUCCCAACCAAACGCUCCUCCCUUUACAACGCCUAAAGCUACAACACAACCUGUGACCACAACACCUUCUGUCUCGCACUUAACCAAACCAUUCAGUGCCUCCGAGUGUGGGAACAAGAAGUUCUGUGUCAGGAAUCCUUUGAACUGUGAUCCAGAGAAUGAGUCUUCAUGCAUCUUCUUGUCCUUUGUCAGAGAUAACCAGUCGGUGAUGGUUGAAAUGAGCGGACCCAGUGACGGCUACGUGUCGUUUGCACUUUCUCAUGACCAAUGGAUGGGUGAUGAUGACGCUUACUUGUGUAUCCACGAGGACCAGACAGUGAAUAUUCAGCCUUCCUACUUGACAGGGAGAAGCUAUCCUGUGAUGGACUCCAGGGGAACCCUCGAGGAUAUGGCCUGGAGGCUGGCAGAUGGCGUCAUACAGUGUUCCUUCAGAAGAAACAUCUCCCUUCCUGAGGUUAAGAACAGAUUCGCGCUGAAUGAAAGUUACUACAUAUUCUUUGCGGAAGGCGCAGCGCAGGACGGCCGAAUUUUUAGGCACUCUCAGCAACCUUUGAUAACCUAUGAAAAAUAUGAUGUGACAGGCCCUCCAAAGAACGUAGGAGGGUCCCGCUCUUCACCCCUUCUGAAGGCUCACGGCGCCUUAAUGUUUGUGGCCUGGAUGACCACAGUCAGCAUAGGAGUCCUGGUUGCCCGGUUCUUCAGAUCUGUUUGGUCAAAAGCUUUCUUCCUUGGGGAAGCAAUUUGGUUUCAGGUGCAUCGGAUGCUCAUGGUGGCCACCUCUGUGCUCACCUGCAUCGCUUUUGUUUUGCCUUUUGUGUACCGAGGAGGCUGGAGUCGGCGUGCAGGCUAUCACCCGUACCUCGGUUGUGCAGUGAUGACUUUAGCUGUUCUUCAGCCCCUGCUGGCAACCUUCAGACCAUCUUUACACGACCCAAGGAGGCCAGUGUUUAACUGGACUCACUGGAGUGUGGGGACAGCGGCUAGAAUAAUAGCAGUGGCUGCAAUGUUCCUGGGAAUGGAUUUGCCAGGAUUGAAUCUUCCCAGUCCACAGAAGACGUAUGCAAUGAUGGGGUUUGUGCUCUGGCACAUCGGGACUGAGAUCAUUCUGGAGAUACAUGCUUACCGGCUCUCUAGAAAAGUUGAAAUCCUGGACGACGAUAGAAUUCAGAUCCUUCAGUCACUGACGGUAGCUGAAGCAGAGGGCCAUAUUUUUAAGAAGGUGGUGUUGGCAGUUUACAUAUGUGGGAAUGUGACUUUUCUCAUGAUAUUCUUAUCUGCAAUCAACUAUGUAUGAGCACAAAAAGACUUUUAUUAUUAUUAUUAUUAUUAUUUUUGUGGGCCUGGGUCAUGAUGAUCAUCAAAAUGAGAGAGACCUGAAGCUUGUACUGAUCUCCUGGAGCACACGCACUAAUGCAGAAGACCCGUGGGCAUCCUAUAGAGGAAUUCUGAAGUAUGGUCUUCCUAGCUCACAUUCAAGUGGACUAAAUAACCUGUGCACUGAUGUCAAUCAAACCUUUAUGUGUAAUUCUGCAUCCUGAAGGGAACAUUGGACCAGAGAUGACGUGACUCAACAUCUCAUGCCAGAUUUAAAACAGUAAACUGGAAUGGAUAGCAAGUGAAGACAAUUAUCUCAGGCAAAGAAUAAACGGAGAUUGUAUCUUUGGGAAUGAGACAGGUUUUGUGUAGCCUAGGGUUGGCCCCUGACUGGCUGUAUAUCCAAAGAUAGCCCCCAACCUCUGAUCUUCCUGCCUCUGUUUCCUGGGUGCUGAUAUUACAGGUGUGCACCACUGUCUCUGGUUUUAGGGGGACUGUGAUGUUCAUGACGAUACUGCUGUGGUAUUUCAAGGAAUACAUUUAUGUUGACUACUUUAUUUAAGAGAUUUUAUCUUAGAUUUUUUAAAAAAAUUUACUACAUUUUCUUUGUAUUGCAUACACCCAUAGAUACACACACACAUACACACACACACCAAACAAAUAAAACCUACAAGAAAAAACAAA